CUCCAGGUCCUCCUGGACGAGCAGGCUUUCCGGCUGACAAAGGAAGUAUGGGAAUACCAGGGAGAAUGGGCUUAAAAGGACACACAGGGGAGAAGGGAGCACCAGGCGAGCCAGGUCUAUCUAUCAUUGGACCAAGAGGACCUCCUGGACAACCCGGAACAAGAGGCUUUCCAGGCUUUCCGGGUCCAAUUGGUUUGGAUGGCAAAUCUGGUCAGAACGGAGGGAAGGGAGACAUGGGUCAACGUGGUCCUAAGGGACAGCCGGGGGAACUUGGACCCAAAGGAGAGAAGGGCGUAUGUGGAGACUACACACACCGGGACCUCUUUGUGCAGGAUCUUCCAUUGAAAACCCUGGCUGCCUUGCGCUCCAGUCAGUCUCUGAUGUUAAAGGGCGAGCCUGGAGCGCAGGGACCCCCAGGACUUCCAGGACCCCCUGGACCCCCAGGCUUGAUUGGAACUGGUGGCACACCGGGUAAACCCGGUGAGCCAGGCAAACCAGGAAAAGACCCAAGGCUCAUACCAGGACUGAAGGGUGAGCCAGGUGUUCCAGGGCAUAAGGGUGAUCGAGGCAAUGUAGGCCCAUUAGGUCCUGAAGGCCAUAAGGGAAUUAAAGGCGAUCAGGGAAUUGAGGGAGACCGAGGUUUCCCAGGCGCUCCUGGGUUAAAGGGUCAGGCUGGCAUCUCUGGUACCCCUGGCAUCCCUGGCAAGAGGGGCUACAGGGGUGAGAAGGGACAGUCAAGCACAGCAGCCACAGGUAUUAAAGGAGAACCAGGUUCAUCGGGACUGCCAGGCCUAACGGGACCCAAGGGUGAAAAGGGUGAUACAGGAGUCGAGGGGCAUACAGGUGCUGAAGGCCCAGCUGGACCAAGAGGUCCUCCAGGCCCAACCGGAGAGCCAGGAAAGGCUGAAAUUCAGAAUAAUGAAAAUGAUAUUCGCAACAUACCUUUGAUGGGUCCCCCUGGAUUACCUGGACCUCCAGGGUCCCCUGGCAUCUCAGGUGUCAAGGGCGAUGUCGGUCUACCAGGUCCACCUGGACUGGACGGCGAGAAGGGACCCAGAGGGAAGCCAGGAGAGCCUGGUCCUUCAGGCCCAGCUGGUCCUCUAGGUCCCAGAGGCGAGGAUGGUGUCAUGGGCUUCCCGGGUCCCAAGGGAGACAUGGGUCCAUCUGGUUCACCUGGUUUAGAUGGCCCUACUGGUGAAAAGGGGGCUACAGGGGCCUCUGGCUCUAUUGGAUUACCUGGCGCAAUGGGUCAUAAAGGCGAACCUGGGGAAGUAGCGAGGUCGGAAAUGAUAUAUGGUCCUCCAGGGCCUUCAGGACCUCCAGGACCAGUUGGCCCAGCAGGAUCCCAAGGAUUUUCCGGGCCUAAGGGAGAGCCAGGCAUCGGCGUCAGAGGAGAAAAGGGAGCAUCAGGUCAUAAGGGCGACAAGGGAGACAGAGGCCAUCUUGGACUACCUGGGGCUCAUGGGUUAGACGGCAGACCGGGUCCAGUGGGUCUAAUAGGACCAGCAGGUGUGUCAGGGCCAGCGGGACCAAAAGGAGAGAGAGGUGAAAAGGGAGACGGAGGAUUACCAGGACCAACUGGGCCUCAAGGCAUCCCUGGUUUAGUAGGACCACAAGCACUCAAAGGGAACCGGGGAGAGAGGGGCAAGAAAGGCAACAGGGGGGCCAAAGGGGAUAAGGGAGACCAAGGAGCACCUGGAUUAGAUGCCCCCUGUCCGUUGGGGGACGAUGGCUUACCUGUACCAGGAUGCUGGAAUAAAUGACAAUAACUUUGGAAUGGCUGAUGUGAUUGUACAUAGGAUAUUUAUUUUUUUACUUUAUCUCUAUUCUGUUAAACGUGGAAAAAUGUUUUUAAAAAAUCCUAAAAAUAUAUGGCAAAGUUUUUGUACAGAUUGUUUAAAACGUAUGCUAAUGUUUGCGUAUUCAAUUUUUAUACCAAUGCAUUAUUUUAAUAUUGGAUAAGUAAAAAUUAUAAUGUUGCAACAUAUGCAUGAUAUUUGUGCAUAAUGUGAGUGAUAAUGCUUAUUAACUUAUUGCAUUAUAUUGUUUUGUUCUAUUGUAAUAGACCAUGCUGCACUGAGUUGUGGGGCUGGAAAGAUUAUGUGUUAGCCUUUUGAAAGUCUUAGUUGAACUCUCCUCUUUGUGAUGAAGUCUUAAAAACAUGGACAAGCAGUACAGUAACACUUGUUUCAAAUUUCAUUAAUAUAGACAGAGUGACAGAAAGGUCUUUAAAGUCUGAACUUUGAAUUUUUGGUCAUGUGCUCAUAUUGUACCGAUGAACAUGCAGACUUAUCAGACAUAUCAGAUUUAAGGCUGUCAGACAACAUUGGUCCUCCUCCAUGUUAGUUUUUCCUCUAAAUUACACUCACACACUCCAGUUGAGAAGGUGGCGGUAAUGGACCAAAAUGUUGUUUAUCAAAAUUUUCUGUGAGAUUCCAAGUCUCUGGAAAUCUAGUGUGAAAGUGAACAAAUGAUCUAGUGUUUGCAUUCUGACAUAAGAAGAUAAUUUAAAUCGGUCAUAUGGUCUGUGGCCACCCACGUUUUAAAAUCGGUAAAGAGUUUAACAAAUUCUACUGUGCAGCAGCCUUUUCAUUAUUUAAGGGUUGAGCCCUGUGAUCAACAAAAGGCAUUAAAAUCAGAGAAGUCCUAAAUAGAACUGUAUACAUCAAUGUAUCAUGCUAUUAGCUUACAAGCUGAAAUCAAGUGGAAAAAGAAACUGAAACUUUCAUCUGAGAGGUGAAGGAAAAACAAAAAUAAUUACAAUUUCAACAGGGUCUCACCUGACCUUUGAUGUCAGUGCUCGGGCCCUAAUUAUAUUGUCUUAUUUUUUUUUCAUUUCACUGCCUUUGCUCAUUUUUGCUAAUUUGUGUUGCACCAAACAAAAAUGAAAUAAUAUUGGCUAUAUUCUGUUAAAAAAUGAAAAAUAAUAAUAAUUAAAUUAAAAUGAUUAAUGAAACAAAAAUAAUUUCCUGACUAAAUAUGAUAGGACUUUCAGUAUACAUAGAAUAAAACAUAGAUUUGCACUAAAGGCUCCCAAAGAGUUUAUGAUCUAGGUUGUUUUUAUAACUGCAGUGAAUGCUAUGAAGUCUGCUCUGCAAAAUAUGCUCGCCAGCGGAUGAAUCCACUCCAAAAAAUAUAAAUUGUGUAAUAAAGUACAUGAGGUAAUGCAAUUUAAGGUUUAUAUGCCGUGGUAUUUAAAUGGUGAGAUCUGAUAGCUGUGAUUAUGGACUGAAUCUUUCAACAGGCAUUAUAUCCAAACCACACUAUUCCACGGUGGUGGGCUAAUCAUUAUGUGACAGCCUUAAAUUCUGUGUCUAAGGUCUGAUGGCUCAUUAUCAACAAGUAUUGCAGACAAUCAAAGUUUGCUGUUAACGUUUUGUGUCAUGGAGGAGGGUGUCAACCAAGACGUCUUAACCAUUUGAAGCUUUAAAGUCUUAGUUGUAUAGCAGGAAAGCGACGGCUCUAUUUAUCUAAGCUUCUUGUACACAUAUUCUCUCUAGUUUCAGGUCACUGAAAAUAAUUUUGCCAAAUAUUUCGGGCCAUUUCCUGCUUUACAAUUGUCAGGCUCUAUGUAUUAACUGUUUGUUGUGUUGCUCAUCUGCCUUCUAAUCUGAGGCACAGUACAGCCCAUAUUGUUGGAUGAAAAUAUUGCUGCUCACCCUCAAGGCAUACUGCUGCAAUUGUCACAUUUUCUCAUCCGUUUAUGAAGAAAGCUCUAACCUGCCUGGACUAUGGACUAUUUUUUUAAAUCAAGAACUAGAUGAUUUUAUCCACAUGAGUUGUUUAUGGUGUAACUGUACUUGUUAAGCUAACCUCAGUAACUUUACCAAGUGAGUUGGUGUUGAAGAAAUGGAUGGACUGACCAGAGUGAAGCUUGAUCCAUUACGUGCUGCUGCUCUUUGACAAACCUUUCAUUUGUGUGUCGCUUUGCCUGAGUUUGAUUGUCUACAGCCAUGCGAGAUUUUUUUUAAGCUUUGACAGUUAUAAAUCCAUCAUGUGCUGCAGGUGCUGCACAGUUCCUCACAUUAACUCCUGCCUUAGUCUCCAGCUGGCAUACCUAAGUCCAGAUUUGCUCUGAAAUGUUUCAAAUGUUUAUGGUGUUUAAAGUGACAAUUAAAUAUUAAUUUCUGAA
Limanda limanda (common dab) is the source of this 4132-nucleotide messenger RNA. It is a transcript of the gene col13a1, whose product is annotated as collagen, type XIII, alpha 1. NCBI's taxonomy places the organism in Eukaryota, Metazoa, Chordata, Actinopteri, Pleuronectiformes, Pleuronectidae. The coding region runs from base 48 to 1763 and encodes 571 amino acids. The record is from RefSeq and is a predicted model, not a curated record. The transcript is spliced from 40 exons.